Molecule: messenger RNA, 5451 nt
Organism: Fonticula alba
Lineage: Eukaryota; Rotosphaerida; Fonticulaceae
Exons: 12
Coding region: 182-5320 (1712 amino acids)
Biological process (GO): mismatch repair; mitotic recombination
Cellular component (GO): nucleus
Molecular function (GO): mismatched DNA binding; ATP-dependent DNA damage sensor activity; ATP binding
Source: RefSeq, a predicted model, not a curated record
CUCCUCUCCUCUUCUCCGCUCUCUCCCCCCCCGGCAUCCUGCCACCCUUGUUUGGUUGAUUCAUCCACCUCCCCCAUUUGCUUGUGCAUACACUCGGACACUUUCACAUCUGCCUUUUGAUCAGGGUCGCCUACGCACCCCGAGAGAGAGAGAGGGCGAGUGACCUCGCGCGAGCCGCAAAAUGAAGUCGAAUGCGAAGAAGCCCACGGGCGCGGGGAUGAAGCAGCCCGUCCUCUCGCACUUCUUCCGCCCCUCGGCUGCCAGCGCGGCCGCCGUCACCACCGCCACGGCGGAUCCUGGCACCGCCCCGUCCGCAAGCAAUGUCCCGAAUCCGAAGCGCCCCCAAGUCGACCUGGCCGCCAGCGAGUCGAGCAGUGCCACCGAGGUCAAGCGCCAGCGGACCAGCCCGGCUCCCGGGGCCGCAGUCAGCCCGAAGGGCAGCUCCAAGUCCGAAGUCAAGCCGAAUGUGCUUCCAAAGCCCCGGGCUCCGGCCGAGGCUGGAUCUCUGGCACCUGUUGAGCUCAAGCCCGAGCCGGUUGACGGGAAGAUGGCCGAGUCCGAGGUCCAGAUGGACACCAAGAUCGAGGAUAUCGGCGAUGGCCCGAAGACCUCUCGAGCCCGCAUGGCAAGCAAGUCGGCCGAUGUCAGCCCGCCUGCCAAGCGGCGCGCACCCCCCUCGCGGCGGUCUCCCUCCCCGGCGGCCGAAGUCCUCACACGGUCGGGCCGGCCGGUACGCACACGCCAGCGUCGGGCCAUGCUGACAAUGGACAGCAGUGAUGAGGAUGAUGUUGAUGGCGGCGCGGCGGGUGGUAUUUCGUCGGCCGACAGCGACAGCGAUUUCAUCAACGACUCGGAGUCCUCGAGUGGGUCCUCCUCGGAUGGCGGCGUUGGCUCGGACUCGGACCUGUCCGGGGCCGAAACCGAGCUCGAUCCCCUGUCGGACCUGUCUGAUGACGGGGAAAGUGACACCGGGCGCCGGGGCCGAAGCCGAGGUGGGCGACUGCGCCGGCCGGGCCGCGGCGUCUCACCCCCGAUGCCGGGCCUCCCCCGGGGGGAUGCCCCCAUGACUGACUCCGCCAGCUUGGCAGACCGAUUUGCAUUUGGGCCUGCGGCUGCGGGCCCGUCCGCCACGGGUCCGGUGUCGGUGCCAGUGCCGCGGCGUGCCCCCAACAGCUUCCUCCCUCCGAGCAAUGCCACCGCGCCCGGGAAGGGUGCCGGCUCCAAGGCGCAGUCCAAGUCCGGGGUCAAUCCCUCGCCACUGGAACGCCAGGUGAUGGACCUCGCGGCGCGCUGUCCCCCAGGUACCCUACUGGCGGUUGAGUGUGGCUACCGGGUCCGCUUUUUCGGACCUGAUGCCAUGGCGGCGAGCAAAAUCCUCGGGAUCCUAAGUAGCACCCCGAUUUCGCGUGGCGGCCAGGCCGCUGGCGGAGGUGUGCUUGAGAGCGCCAGUGUCCCGGUGGUGCGCAUUGGCAUCCACGUUGCGCGCCUCGUCGGCGCUGGGCUCAAGGUUGGCGUGGUCACGCAGCAGGAGUCCGCCGCCAUUAAAGCGGUGGAAGCCAUGUCCGGUGGUGGAUCCUCAAGCGGCCCCUUCGAGCGGAGUCUCUCGCACCUCUUCAGCCGGUCGACCUUCACCCGAGCGGAUGCCGGCAUUCUGACCCGAUCGCUGACGCAGGCCAGUGAGGGUGGCGGGGUGUUUGGCACGGCGGACGAAGUGGCCGAGGUGGCCGCAACCGCCGGGGUCGGCGCCGACACGGCCGGCGAUGAAGCCAGCGGUGACCUUGGCAGCACGCUUGAUGGCUCGGCCGAGGGCGAGGGCGGGCUCAUUCUCUAUCUGGCCGAGGUGGAGCAGCGCCCGGGCGUGCGAUUCCUGAGUCUGGUGGCCCUGUCUCCGACGACCGGGCAGGUCACAUGCGACCUCAUUCCGCUGGCAGCGGCCGGGGAGGCGCCUGCUUCCGGAGGCGACACCCCGGCAGGGGCAACCCUCUUGGCCUCGAGCCAUGCGACCGGCUUGCUGGAGUCACGGCUGGCUCUUUACCGGCCGGCCGAGAUUGUGGUGCUGGCAUCGAUGGAUGCCGCCGAGGCGGCGGCCGAGCGCCAGGCGGACCCGGUGGCCCGGCGAUUGGCCUCCGGCCUGUGGGCCAGCUGGAUUGGUGGCUUUGUCAAUCCCGCGCGCGCGGGAGCCUCCAGCCAACGGGGCUUUCCGGUGCUCGGGCCGCGUGGCUGCUGGCCGAAUGCCUUUUCUUUCUUCGCCGGCUUCCCGGAGGACAUUGUUUCGGGUGGAGAGCUGCUCAAGGCAGAGGCCGAGACACAUGGGGCUCCGAAGAUGGCGACAGUGACGACCCCAGCGGCUCCGCCGCGUGCUGCCGGAGCCCCCUCACUGGCUGUGGCCAGCUGCCUGGGCCACUACAUCUCGGAAGAGCGUUCCAAAUCCAGCCAUGUUGUUCGUGUGGAGCGGGUUUGCCAGUCGUUCCUGGGCGACGCGACCGAAGAUGCCCUUGUGUCCAGUGCUCGCAUGUUCCUGGCUGGGGAAUUGGAGCGCGCCAAUGGGUCCCCCUUGGAGCCGCGACUGCCGCACGAUCUUCUGGCCGUCCCCCUGGCUCUGGCCGUGCAUCAUUUGCAAAUUUUCGGCCAGGCCGACAUCAUCCUGGACUCGAUUCGGCCGGAGGUGCCGACCGGUCCCGAGGUCGGGGCUGCCGCCGAUGACUCGAUGGCAGCUGGCCCGGCCCCCGUGGCCGCUGCUCGAAGUGUGGCCAUUGACCUGCCCGAGGGGGAUGCCCUCUCGGCGGUGUCUUCCUGCCUCGGCAUCGCCCUCCCUCGAUGCUCCCUGUCCAGUCGCGAGGAGGGGUUCUUCUCUCUGGCAGACCCGCACGAUGGCGCGGCUCGGCUGCAUCUCAGCGCGGACACCCUCCAGCAAUUGAAUGUCCUUCGCAGUGAGGAUGGCCUGAUUCGUGGUUCCCUGCUCUGGGCCAUUGACUCGACCCAAACGGGCCCCGGGGCGCGGUUGCUUCGGACUUGGCUGGCGCGGCCGCUCGCCUGCGACCGAGCCAUCGCCGACCGGCAGUCGACCGUCUGCGAGCUUGCCGGGUUGCCGUUCCCGCUGCAGGCCGACGAGCACCUACUUAGCUCCGAGGCGGAGGCGUUUCUCCAGGAUCUGCGCAGUCUCUUUGAUCCGAAGCCGGAAACCCGCUUCUCGCCGAUCCGCAUUCGCGCUUGGCCGGACUUGGAGCGGAGCUUCUCGAAGCUCCUUUCUCAGCAGAUCACGGUCGCCGAGUUGCGCGUUUUCCUCAAUGCCCUGGUUGAUCUUGACACGGCCCAUGAGCGACUGAAUGGGGCUGGGGAUUCACCUGCAGCGGGCCCCUUCCGUUCUGGAUCACUCAACCGCGCGGUCACCAUCCUUGCGCGGGCCAGCGGUGUCGCUCGCACCUUGCGGGCAUACCUGUCGACGCCGUCGGCCUCCGCCUCGGGGGCCUCAAGUGAGGGCCGUUCUGCCAAGAAGCCAGGGUAUGGCGGUCCGCCGUGGGCGCAGCGCAAGCCGGCUACCGGAGGCCCGGGAAUGGAUUCCGCCUCCACCGGGCUGUACACUUCCGGUGUGUGGGCCACAUUGGAGGUGGAGCGGCAGAUGGCGCCCCAGGUAUCGGCCAUCCGGGAGCGCAUUUUCGCCCUGGAGGCCUCGUUGGAGGACCAUCUGCGUGAGGAUGUGGCGCCGGUGGUGCAGCGGCUGCGCAAGUCCAAGACCGCCGGCGGCUUGGCCUAUCGUACCCUGCUGGGCAUCACGCACCUGGUCGAGGUGCCGGCCGGGGCGCGUGCCCCGUCCGACUGGACCAAGCUCAGUUCCACGAAGGCCGUGGACCGGUACCAUACCCCCUUCAUCCAGGAGUCCGUCACACAGCUUGCGGCCCUGCGUGCGCAGGCGAAAAUCGAGUCCGACCAUGCAUGGUUUGCCUUCAUCCAAACCAUCUCGACGGAGCAUUCCGCCACGCUGGCUAGCGUGGUGGCUCUUGCGGCUCGGCUGGAUGCCUGGUUCUCCCUGGCCCGGUAUGCCGGCUCCUCGACCGAGGUGAUGUCUCUCCCGCGAUUGGUGUCCAGUCGGCCGACACUGGAUGUCCGUGCCGAUGGCGUGUCCAGUGGGCUGGCAGCCACCCUGCGCCAACCGGCCAUCACUUUUACCAUGGAACAGGGCCGGCAUCCGAUCGUGUCGAAGCUCAUGGAGGAGGGAGCCUCCGCCAAGUACAUCCCCAACGACUGUUCCCUGUCGUCCGGUGGCCAGACGGCGCUUGUCUUGACCGGGCCGAACAUGGGCGGUAAGUCCUCCUACGCGCGGUCCUGCGCGUCGAUCGCCCUACUUAGCCAUGUUGGAUGCCAUGUGCCAGCUGCGUCGGUUACGUGCUCGGUCCUGGUCGGGGGCAUUCACACCCGCAUCGGCGCACAGGAUGACUUGGUCCGCGGUCGGAGCACCUUCCUCAUGGAAAUGCGAGAGGCGUCGGAGAUUUUGGCAGCCACCGCCCCCAUAGGCUUGGUCGAGUCGGGGAGCAUCUCACCCUCGGCCUUCGGCCAGAUCAUGAGCAUGUACGACUGUCGGUGUCAGGAGUGUCUGCUUGUCGAAGGUCCCGAGCAGGCGUCCCUGCAUGCGGCGGCCACGGCGGCAAGUGAGGGCACCGAGCUUCCAGCACCUCGGAGCUUGGCUGCCCUGCCCGCUGGCAGCACGGUGGCCGCUGGACGCCCGUUUGUCCGGCCGGCUUUCGUGCUGAUGGACGAGCUGGGUCGCGGCACCGCCACAUAUGACGGGGCGGCCGUUGCCGAGGCGGUCCUGCAGGAGCUGGUCAAUGUGUGCUCUGCACUGACCAUCUUUAUCACGCAUUAUCCGAGCCUCACUCGGCUGGCGCCCUUCUCGGGUGGUCGGAUUGCCAAUGCCCACAUGAUGUAUCUCCUGUCUGGCGGCGCAGCGGCCGGGACUGGCAGCAGCAGCAGCAGCAACAGCCAGCCAGCCAUCACCUUCUUGCACCAAGUGACCGUGUCCUCGCCCUCCCCGUCUCAGGAUUCAGGGAACUUCGUCGGCAACGAGGAGCAGGACCACUCGUACGGGUUGAAUGUGGCCCGACUGGCGCAGCUGCCAGAGGCAUUGGUUUUGCGGGCUGGCGAAAUGGCCUCCUCCAUGCGGCGAUCAGUCACCCGUGGCCGAGCUGCGGCCGGUUUGCACCAAUUGCUUCGGGCGCUGGCCAACUCCACCGGCCCGGAUGACGCCGCUGUGGUGGCCUUGCUGGCGGACUUCCGCCAGGCGAUGGACCGGUCGGGCCUGAGAGCCGAGGACCUGGUGAAUUAGAUCCUCCUUUUUUGGCCCCCCCUCCCCCCCUUUGCCCUUGGUCUGCGCGCGCCCUGGCCCUCGCCUGUUUCCUACUCCGCCUUGCGCGAGUGCCUCACACCAGCAAUACACCCCACACAAAUGUACACGAA